UUCUCUCUCCUCCCACCGGAGAAAGAGGCUGGGAGCCGGCCAGGCGGGGAAUGCGCAAGUCCCAUCCCCAUCAUGGCGCUCGGGCGGCGGGUGCUGCUCCUCUUGUGGCUCCUUUUCCCCUUGCUCCGAUACCGAAUCUUUGCUGUAGAGCUGAUAUCCACCAACCCAAAUCCUGUUGUGCAGGAGUUUCAGCGUGCUGAACUUUCCUGCAUCAUUGCCACCACCAAGACAGCCAACCCUAGAAUUGAGUGGAAGAAGAUUGGCAGCAAGGAAACCACCUAUGUGUUCUUCGACAACAAGAUGCAGGGAGAUUGGGCGAACCGUGCCCAGCUCAACAGCAGAACGUCGCUGGUCAUCUCCAACGUGACCCGGGCAGAUAAAGGGAUCUACCGGUGUGAAGUGGUGGCACCUGAGGAUGCACGAAUUGGAGCAGAGAUUAAUAUCAACCUGACAGUUCACGUGAAACCAGUGCCCCCAAAGUGCCACGUGCCCCAAUCUGUGCCUGUGGGCAAAUCCGCCACCCUCCAGUGCCAGGAAAAGGAAGGCUUCCCAGAGCCGACAUACAACUGGUACCACAAUGGCGAAGCUUUGCCGCUCGACUCUAAAUCCAGCUCCAAAUUCCAGAACUCCUCCUUCACGGUGAACACAAAGACAGGCACGUUGGUCUUUAGCGAAGUGCAGAAAGGAGACACGGGCCGUUACAGCUGCCGGGCAAUGAAUGCCGUCGGUGAUGCUUGGUGCGAAGACUCUGUGAUGGAAGUUUAUGACUUGAACAUUGCAGGGAUUGUUGGAGGCAUCUUGGUGGUCCUCUUGGUCCUGUCUCUAACCGCUUUGGGAAUCUGCUGCGCCUACAGGAAGGGCUUCUUUGUCAACAACAAGCAGGAUGGAAACAGCUACAAAACUCCGACCAAACCUGAUGGCGUGAACUACAUCCGCACAGAUGAAGAGGGUGACUUUAGGCACAAGUCUUCCUUUGUGAUAUGAAGCGGCGAGGACAUUUGCAGUUUGCCCACCGGCGAGAAACGGAGCCGUGUGUGGAAGCACUCUUCCUUCUGGAACUCUUUUAAGCAAGAGCAGAUGAUGGACUUUGUGCACGUGGGAUGCAGCCGGCGGACGGGAAGGACCACUACAGAGCACAUGCUUGUGCGCAACUCGGUUUUACUACUUCUAUUUUUUUUCUUUUUUGGCCAAAGUUGAGCAGCAAUUUUUAACAACCAAACUGGUCUCUUCUACCUUAAGGAGGUAUCCUGUAGAUCACCGUGAUCUUCCAGAAGAUUUAUUUUUCGCCUUUGGCAGGAGAAAGCAAAUCUGCAAACGAACAUAAGUAACUUCUUCCUGGGACUCUUACUAGUCUUUCCUGCAAAAGGUUGGAGGACUACUUUUUGCGGUCGUUUACAAAAGGGGAUAGCUAAACUCAGUAGGGGAAAAAACAGUCUUAGAAACUGAAGUUCUUAUUUUGCCUUCCUUCCUUCUUUCCUUUCUGCUUGCUUGCUCCUUCUUUGCUUCCUUCUUUGCUCCCUUCCUUGCUUCCUUUUUGCUCCCUUCUUUACUUCCUUCUUUGCUUCUUUCUUGGUUCCCUUCUUGUCUCCCUUCUUUGCUUCCUUUUUGCUCCCUUCUUGGCUCCCUUCUUUGCUCCUUUCUUUUCUCCUUUCUUUGCUCCCUUCUUUGCUUCCUCCUUUGCUCCCUUCUUUGCUUCCUUCUUGGCUCCCUUCUUGGCUCCCUUUUUGGCUUCCUUCUUUACUUCCUUCUUUGCUUCCUCCUUUGCUCCCUUCUUUGCUCCCUUCUUGGCUUCCUUCUUGGCUCCCUUUUUGGCUCCCUUCUUUGCUUCCUUUUUGCUUCCUUCUUUGCUUCCUUCUUUGCUUCUUUCUUGGCUCCCUUCUUGGCUCCCUUCUUUGCUUCCUUUUUUGCUCCCUUCUUUUGUUUCCUUCUUUGCUCCCUCCUUUGCUUCCUUCUUUGCUCCCUCCUUCGCUUCCUCCUUUGCUUCCUUUUUCGCUCCCUUCUCCGCUCCCUUCUUCACUCCCUUCUUUCCUUCCUUCCUUCCUUCCUUCCUUCCUUCCUUCCUUCCUUCCUUCCUUCCUUCCUUCCUUSCUUCCUUCUUUGCUUCCUUCUUUCCUUCCUUUCUUCCAACAUGUUACAAUGAUAGAAUGACACUCUGACAUUAAGAAGUAGAAUGCUACAACCUGUGAGCAAAAAGUCAAGUAGCCCUGUCUUGUGGCUCAUUUGAGAUGACAAGUCCAGCAAUAACAUUAAAAGUGGACGACUUACAGGCAUAAAGCCCUAGAAGAUACCUUCACCUCCCAAAAAAACCCAUUGCAAUGACCUAUCCUUCACCCCCCAAAAAACCCAUUGCAAUGACCUAUCAUUCACCCUCCAAAAAUCCCACUUUAAUGACCUAUCCUUCACCCCCCAAAACCCACUAUAAUGACCUAUCCUUCACCCCCCAAAAAACUUACUCUAAUGACCUAUCCUUGCCAUGCUGCCUUCUUUGUCGCACUCAGCAACACAUGGCAGAAUUAAUAUGUCACAGAAGCAGAGUUUAAGUUCCUAGAAGCAAGUCACUUUUGGUGGACUACAACUCCCUUCUGGUCUAAUUUAAUUGGUAGCAGCCAUACUGUUUGGGAGACAGUGUGCAACUUCCAAAAAAGUAACUUCUGUGGGCUCAGACAGUGUAUCUGUCUUUGUUGAGCAUCUGUAUUUAGUAAUAAGAAGGGCAAAACUUGGUAGAGAUGGUUCCAUGGGAGUGAUCACAUCAUCACACUAGAGAAAAAAUCCGCUUUAAAUCCGGUUUCUGCCUCGGGCAGAAUUCUGGGGUUUGUAGUUUAGUGAGGCUGUUAAAGGCUCCUCCCUAAACUACAAACCUCAGAAUUCUGCACGAGGCAGAAAAUGAAUUUUAAGUGGAUUGUUUCUCUAGUGUGAUGAGGCCUAAAAGAUCCAAAGUUUGACUUUUUCUCCAAUCCAUCCCAGGUCCCUACUGUCAAAACAUGAUGGUUAUGAAACACUGCCAUACACUGACAUAUUCAUAAUUUCGGCAUUUGGUGGCAAAGCUAAACGUUCUAAUUUGACAGCGUUCUUACAUACAUCUGCGUAGACUUGCCCACAGCUCUUCGGAAAUUAGAAUUGGGAGAGCAAGGCACAAAUGCCUUCUUUUCGGUUUGGUGCCAGUUGCCACUCUCUUAAGAGGAUGAGCUGGAGUCUCUGCUUCUUUCCUUCGCAUCCCUGUCCGCACACAGCGUCCAAUCAGCUUUAAGCCCUUGCCAGUCUACGUAUCCCAAUCUGGGCGAUUCCCAAAAGCCAAACUCUUCUGAUAAGACAGGGCACAAGAUUCCAACACGUUACCGGGAUCGAAAAAGUCGGGCUUUUCUACUCUCUCCCCGUUUCUUGUUUUAUAAAAAUCUGCAUCCAAUUUCUUCUUUGCAAAGAUAUAUUUUGAUUACUUAAGAAAAACAAAGUGGUUAAUGUUUCUAUUUAAAGUGUAAAUACGGUUGGUCGGCCAAACAGUGUUAAGUAACAAUGCAGCUAUUUUGAAAAAAAUUUUUUUUUUUUUUGGUUUAGUGUUUGGUGGUUUUGCUUAAUGAUGGGGCAAGGCUUCUGGUGCUGAAUCAAACCAUAUCAGUAUUGUGAGCGGAGCCCAAAGACACAGAACUGUAGAAAUAAGCAAGAAAGCAUUCCGUUCCUUGAUGGGGGAAUAUAAUGAGGGGGGAUGCAGAGAAGAGAGGUGUGUAGAAAAUGUGUCAUCUGCAGCAGAAGGAUUUCUGUCUAAGGCCACACCUAUGCUGCAGUAUAAAGCAGUUUCAAACUGCAUUAUAUGAAUGUAGACCAGGCAUGGGCAAACUUCGGCCCUCCAGGUGUUUUGGACUUCAACUCCCACAAUUCCUAACAAUUCCUUGGCAGGGAAGAGUAAAUAGCUCACAAAACUACAGAGAGAGCCUUGUGCCAUGGCAGUUAAUCUGGUAUCAAACUGGUACAACACUGCAGUGUGGAUACAGUGCGGGAGCUCUCGCUGAGAAAGAUAAUGGCCAGAUUGAAAGUAUUAGAUCAUCUGCACUGCAGAAUUAUUGCAGUUUGGCACCACUUGUAACUAUCUUAAUAUCUGGCAUUUGUAGUUUGAUGUGACACUAGGGCUCCCUGACAGGGAAGGGUAAAUAGCUCACAAAACUACAGAGAGAGCCAUGGAGGUUAAUAUGGUAUCAAACUGGUACAACUCUGCAGUGUGGAUACAAUGUGGGAGGCUUUCGCUGAUAUGUCAUAAUAAACUGUUUUUGAAAUUG
Messenger RNA from Anolis sagrei ordinatus, 4268 nucleotides. It is a transcript of the gene JAM3, whose product is annotated as junctional adhesion molecule 3. Gene Ontology annotation, cellular component: protein complex involved in cell adhesion; plasma membrane; cell-cell contact zone. Lineage: Eukaryota; Metazoa; Chordata; Lepidosauria; Squamata; Anolidae. The record is from RefSeq and is a predicted model, not a curated record. Gene Ontology annotation, biological process: cell migration; cell-cell adhesion. Gene Ontology annotation, molecular function: protein heterodimerization activity; protein homodimerization activity; integrin binding.